AUGAAGAAAGCGGUGGCGGUGGCGGCGGCGCUGGUGGGCGCGGGCCCGGCUUCGCCCGGCGCCUCCUCCUCCUCUUCCUCCUCCUCCGUGCCCGGCUUCCUGGCCAAGCUUUGGACCCUGGUCGAGGACCCCGGGAGCGACGACGUGAUCUCGUGGAGCCGGAAUGGACAAAAUUUUUGCAUUCUGGAUGAACAGAGAUUUGCUAAAGAAUUGCUUCCUAAGUACUUCAAACACAACAAUUUGUCUAGCUUCAUACGACAGCUCAACAUCUAUGGCUUCAGGAAAGUGAUUGCACUUGAAAAUGGCAUGAUAACGUGUGACAAGAAUUCUGCCAUUGAAUUUCAGCAUCCGUUUUUCAAGAGAGGGCAGUUUGAUUUGCUGGCAAACAUCAAAAGGAAGGUGGCCACGGUAAGGCCGGAAGAUCUAAAAAUCUGCCCAGAUGACUUGCACAAAGUGUUAUCAGAAGUCCAGGAGAUGAGGGAGCAACAGAACAGCAUGGACAUCAAGCUGGAAAGUAUGAAAAGGGAAAACAAAGCCCUCUGGAAAGAGGUGGCCUGCCUCCGCCAGAAGCACAACCAGCAGCAGCAGCUCCUGUCGAAGAUUCUUGAAUUUAUACUGGGUUUAAUGAGAGGAAACUGCAUUUUGGGGGUCAAGAGAAAAAGGUCUUUGGCCGAUGCAUCAGACGGUUCACCUGCAAAAUACAGCCGCCAGUACGUGCGCAUUCCCGUGGAAGACUGUGAAACCACAGACCUUUUGGAGCAUAGUCCAGACUGCCAAGACUCCAUUAUCAUUCGUGACAUCACAGAUGCUCAAGAGGAAGAGGAGGAAGCAGAAGCUGCUGCCCCAGAGAAGCUUUUGGCGCUGGUGCACUCCAAUCAUGAAAGUUGGAAGGCUCCUGUGCCCACCCGAGAAGGAAUUCCCACUUGUGGAACACAAGAGACCCCUGAGCCAGAAGUGCCCCAAGGGGACCGUUCGGUUCAGCUCACGGAUGGCCCCCUCCAGUCCAGUGCUAUGGAGUUGCACACUCCACAAGUCAGCGCCAACGAAGAAGCCGCAGCCGUGAUCGAUUCCAUCAUCAGUGAAAACCAAACCAUGGCAUCAAGUGACUCUUUCCUUGACAGAGAAGAGAUCCAAGACUUCUUGAACUGUAUCGACGCAAGUCUUGAGGAGCUUCAGGCAAUGCUCUCCGGGAAGAAAACCCACCACGCUCCGGAAGCACUGACGGAUACCUUCAGUCCUGAGCUUCCUGUGUUGGAUUCAAGCAUACCAGAAGCUCCUCUCAGAUUGGAACAGACAGAAGCCUUACCAGCAAACUUAGACGCAGAUGGGAUAAAGAAUGAGGAAACCUCAGGGAAGAACGACAUGCAGCUGAUUCAGUAUCGGGGGAACCCUUUGCUUUCCCUGUUUGAAGAACCGCCUUCCAGUGAGGAAGACGUCCGCCUGGAGAACGCCAGACGGCAUCUGCUGGGUCCCGUGGAGAGCAACGAAGCAGCGCAGCGAGUCACCGGCCCAGAGGGCCAAAUGGACGGAGCCCUGGAUCAGCCUCUUCUCUCAGAAGACAUGAACGGCGAAUAUAAACUCUUCCCUCUUCUGCUUCUCAGCCCCGUGGCAAAUUUCAUAGAAGAGGCCUCAGAAAUAGAGACAACUUGAAUCACUGACCUUUCACAAAAUAGCAUCUUUUCUGUGGAAAAAGAUUCAAGAACCGCUGCUGGUCGCAGUUCUGCUUUCCUUGCUUUCUGUGGCUGAAUUUCCUCCAUAAACAAGGCAAAGCUAUUUUUACCCGCACGAAUGUAGUGUUAGGAAGGCAGCUGCAAGGCUGAAGUUCCAAAUUGCACUGAUUUUUU
This is a messenger RNA of Pseudonaja textilis, 1844 nucleotides long. Its product is annotated as heat shock factor protein 3-like. Gene Ontology annotation, biological process: regulation of DNA-templated transcription. The record is from RefSeq and is a predicted model, not a curated record. NCBI's taxonomy places the organism in Eukaryota, Metazoa, Chordata, Lepidosauria, Squamata, Elapidae. Gene Ontology annotation, molecular function: DNA-binding transcription factor activity; sequence-specific DNA binding.